AUGGAGGGGGGAGCUGAGGCGGGGGAUGAGGAUGAGGAGGCGGUGAGGGGAGAGGAGCGGGCGGCCGAGCAGCUGCGGGAGCAGCUGAGGGGCAUCCGCGCGGCCGCCGCGCGCGGCGCGCUGCUGCUGCUCUCCCCCGGCCCCGCGCGCGACGGCGGCGGCGCGCGGCGGGCCGCAGCGCAGCUGUUAGCGCGCAGCGGGGCGCCUGCCGCCGCGCGCACGCCGGGGGAGGCGGCCCUGCGGCGCCUCGGCACGCGCCGCGGCCGCAGCAGGCUAGCCGACCCCCUGGCCCCCGCUGGCGCCGGCGGCGGCGGCGGCGGGCGGUCCUUCCGGAGCAGCCGCUACUGCAGCUGCAACAGCAGCAGCAACAGCCGCAGCAGCGCGGCGAGCGGCGGCAGCAGCAGCAGCGGCUUUGACGUAGCAGCGGUCUGUGCAGCCCUAAGGGCCCUGGCCGGCGCCGGCGGCAGAUCUGCAGCCGGCAGCCGCGGCAGCCGCGGCGGUGGCAGCGCGCGGGCGCUCGCAGCGCUGCGGGGGUGGUGGGGGGGCGUGUCGUCGAGGGUGGGGCGGGCGCUGGUCAUUGCCUGA
Monoraphidium neglectum is the source of this 585-nucleotide messenger RNA. RefSeq lists its product as hypothetical. The transcript has a single exon. The record is from RefSeq and is a predicted model, not a curated record. Bases 1 to 585 code for a protein of 194 amino acids. NCBI's taxonomy places the organism in Eukaryota, Viridiplantae, Chlorophyta, Chlorophyceae, Sphaeropleales, Selenastraceae.